GACGGAUGAGACACUUGCAGGAGAAGACGAUCAAGUCCAUUCGGGACUUGAAGACGAGUCUGACGAUGAAGAUGAUCUUCCUCUCCCUGCUGGUGGCCACGGUUCAUGGUCAGAGCGGCUUCGAUGAUGAAGGUCCAAGGAUCACCUGUUGGUCUCAUAUCUCAAUGACAUUUAACAACAGCUUGACCUGCCAAGUCAGUGACGAGGAUGAAGAAGACGGAACCAUUGAAAAGAUGACUAUGUGCUUUACUAGUGUGGCUUUGGGGGAUGUCGUGUGUCUUCGUGGUGACGGCGCUACACUGACAUCACCAAGACUGCACCCACUCGCCCUCUUCAAUGUGACUGUGUACCUGAGGAACAGCGCCCCCAUCAGUAUGAGCGUGGAUCUGAAGACCAUCGUUAAACCCAAAAAGCCGAUGGUGUGGAACGUUACCCAGAACCAGGACACCAACCAGGUCGUCAUUCACAUCAGGACCUUGUACCAGGAGGACUACCUGACAGUGCAGAACCAGUUCUUUCAGGUUGUCUUGUGGACUGCCAGCAGGAAGAUGGUCCUUAACCUAACUUCCUCUGACACUCUGGCGCUGGACCUGGACCAUCUGGAGGGUGAUGCUCAGUACCACGCAAAGGCGCGGUCGAUCCCACAUGGGAGGCUGCGAGGCACCUGGAGCGACUGGAGCGACACCUUUACCUUCUAUACUGCGGCACAUCACAGCCAGAGUGGUCCAGAGCCAGUUCCCUCUGGUUCUGGUUCCUGGUGGCCUGUGCUGGUCUGCGUGGCCUUGAGUCUCACAACAGUCCUUGCCAUCUUUUUGUUCUGGAAACAAAAGGUCUACAGGCUCAUGUGGCCCCAGAUACCAAAACCCCCGCCGGUGGACAUCCGAACCUCCGCACGGGGUCUACUGCUUCACUUCACCCCAGAAAAAUUCAGCCUGCUGAUGCUAGAGAAGCAGCACAGCACCAUCCACAGCUCUGGAUGUGGGAACAAAGAACAGCUGCACUUGUCAAGUCAUGGAUCCAGGAAUGACCCGUCAUUUGGAGUCGAGGGUGCUGAGAUGUCAGGAGCCAGCUCCAAAGAGGAUGCUUAUGUCACCAUGUCUAGCUUUUAUCAAGUCCAGUAGAAGGAACCCAAAACAGCAGACCGCCAAUGCGUCAGAGCAGCGGCUGGAGUCUUUAUAUCUCACCUUCGACAGUACAUUCAGUUACUCCUCUCUAUUUGGGUUUAGGGCAGGU
Molecule: messenger RNA, 1233 nt
Organism: Synchiropus splendidus (mandarinfish)
Lineage: Eukaryota; Metazoa; Chordata; Actinopteri; Syngnathiformes; Callionymidae
Product: interleukin-7 receptor subunit alpha-like
Exons: 7
Coding region: 6-1121 (371 amino acids)
Biological process (GO): cytokine-mediated signaling pathway; hemopoiesis; positive regulation of receptor signaling pathway via JAK-STAT
Cellular component (GO): external side of plasma membrane
Molecular function (GO): protein binding; cytokine receptor activity
Source: RefSeq, a predicted model, not a curated record